Messenger RNA from Macroventuria anomochaeta, 3477 nucleotides. Its product is annotated as glycosyltransferase family 22 protein. Gene Ontology annotation, biological process: protein N-linked glycosylation. Gene Ontology annotation, cellular component: endoplasmic reticulum membrane. NCBI's taxonomy places the organism in Eukaryota, Fungi, Ascomycota, Dothideomycetes, Pleosporales, Didymellaceae. Bases 127 to 3477 code for a protein of 1116 amino acids. Gene Ontology annotation, molecular function: alpha-1,2-mannosyltransferase activity. The transcript has 8 exons. The record is from RefSeq and is a predicted model, not a curated record.
UCGCGUUCGGUUCAGUGACGGCAUCUGCGGCCAGCUAGUUGAGGGCAGCUCUUCCAAUGUUCUCAUAGAGCUAUUGACAUCUGUUGCGCAUGUUCGGAGCCUUUCCAGUCACUUAGACUCGACACAAUGCCUUCUCCACCCCCGAAACAGGGCGUGCCUACUGCACCCAGACCACCCGUGAAAGCUCAGAAGCCGCCGCAUGAGCUCGAACCUAUCAUUGCUUUCUACAUCUUCGCUGCCGCCAACAUAAUCGCUGCUAUCUUUGCACCAAUUCAAGACUGCGACGAGGUCUUCAAUUACUGGGAGCCUACACACUAUCUGAACCAUGGCUAUGGACUGCAGACAUGGGAGUACUCUCCUGAGUAUGCCAUUCGCAGCUGGACAUACACUGGCAUACACUCGCUCGUCAUCAAGCUGGGAAUGAUGCCACUUCGAUUCUUUGGGUUUGCCAGAUCGAAGACCGCAGAAUUCUACUUCCUGCGUACCUUCCUGGCGAUUGUUUGUGCCUCGUGUCAGAGUCGCCUGUACUCAGUGGUCGCAAGAACAUUCAAUCCUCGUGUGGCACUUUUCUUCAUCUUUGUGAUGGUGUUCAGCCCAGGCAUGUACCAUGCUGCACCGGCCUACCUGCCAUCCAGCUUCGCCAUGUAUACAGCAAUGCUGGGAUUUUCUGCGUUCAUGGAUUGGAGUGGUGGCAUCAGGACUGCCCAGGGAUUGAUGUGGUUUGGCAUUGGAACACUACUCGGUUGGCCAUUCGCAGGUGCCCUCGUGCUUCCCUUCGUUGCAGAGGAGUUAUUUUUGGUGUCCCUUACGGGCCAAGGCAUCGAGUGCGUUACAAGGCUUGCUGAUGGGUUUGUUCGAUCACUCGUCGUUCUGGUUCUACAGAUGGCUCUCGAGACAUUUUUCUACAAAACGAUCACUUGUGUGCCAUGGAACAUCGUCAUGUACAACGUGUUCAGUGGUGGAAGCAGAGGACCUGAUAUCUAUGGUGUUGAGCCAUGGCACUUCUACGUCCGCAAUCUUGCCCUGAACUUCAACAUCUGGUUCUUCUUGGCAUUAGGAGCGCUACCAUUGAUCCUUAUCCAGCAUCUGCUGCUACAAAAGUCGGUCUCCAAGCAAACGCUACUACGAAGCGUUGUCUUCGUAAGCCCGUUCUAUCUGUGGCUUGGAAUCUUCACGCUCCAGCCUCAUAAAGAAGAGAGAUUCAUGUACCCAGUGUACCCUGCGCUGGCACUGAAUGCCGCCAUCGCGCUACACAUCCUGCUUGCGAACCUAGGAUCGACCGAUCCGAGCCGUCUGGUGAGCAAGAUCCCACCGCAGGUGAAGCUUGCCAUCGUCAGUGUGCCACUGUUGCUGGCCUUCGACGUGGGCGUGCUGCGAACUAUCGGUACCCUCACGGCGUACUCGGCACCCCUGAAGGUGUACACGCCUCUACACCAGGCAGGAGUUAGCAAGCCGGGUGAUAAUGUGUGUCUUGGCAAAGAGUGGUACCGAUUUCCCUCAUCGUAUCUUCUACCAGAUCGUGUUCGGCCUAAGUUCAUCAAGAGCGAAUUCUCUGGACUAUUACCUGGCGAGUUUAACGAGGCCAACGCUGGCGGAUUCGGCUUAUUCCCUGGCACAUGGCUCAUUCCUUCUGGCAUGAAUGACGAGAACAUCGAAGAUCCGGGCAAAUACACAAGUAUCGAGCAUUGCGAAUUUCUCGUUGACUCUAGCCUCCCGGGAGUGGCGCCAACAGCCCUCGAGCCAGACUAUAUCGCAGACACAGAGCACUGGGAGCCGUUGAAGUGCGAGCCGUUCCUCGACGUUUCACGCACGCACCUCUUGAGCCGUCUGCUGUGGGUACCAGACCUUCCAUUUGUGCCGGAGCGAUUCCGCCGUAAGUGGGGGCAGUACUGUCUGUUGCAACGAAAGGUCUCCGACAAGAGCACCCUAGAUUCAAUCAACAAUGUUAUCGCAAUGCACGUACGUACGAAACAACGCAAGACAAUGGAAACAUGUCUAUCACAUUGGCAUAUAACAUGCCCUGUUCUCUGGUCUGAUCGCAGAUACUCACCACCCUCGUUUGUAUCAACAUACGCUUCGUGGGAUUCUUUACAUAAACGCCUCAAGUUGGUCACCAGAUCUGCCAGGUUCGAGUAUUCAACGAUGUCUGCCUUGUCAGCUCGAACUCGAGAGCAUGCUGAACAGCUGGUCAAUGUCGUCCAACAUAAGUGCCAUACAGCACAUACAGCAUGGCAAGAUGGAAAUAUACGGCCAAAGUUGAUAUUCUAUGCUGGACUUGCCCUUGUGACAAGCGUAUGGCUAGCAAUCACGCUUCUGCUCCGACUUCGUACCCGAAAGCGCCAACUUACCACGUCCCCAAGCACCCCAAAAUUCGAGAAAGGCUCACCAUUCAAGAUAGCGGAUCGACAGCUUGGAGUAUGGACACCCUCCCCCUUCCGUCGCCCAACGGCCACCCCCUACCCGUCCUGGUCUCUAAACUCCAACAAACCGCUCCCCUACCGCCCCUUCCGCUACGGUCCCAAAUACAAUAUCACCAUGGGUCUGCGCACCAUGCACUGGAACGACUGGAUCGAGCUCGACAACGAGUACCUGAAGUACCACUCAUUGAAAGCCUCUCGUAUUGCUAAGCGCGGAGAGAAGUGCUGCAGAACUGCACCUGAGGCAUGGGACGCGGCAGUUGAGCUGCUGGAAGAGUUUUGUGCGUAUUUGCCAGAGAGGUAUCCGACUUUGUUUCGGCGUUUGGAGGGUGAGAGGGAGGGUGUGAGGAACUUGGCUACUGGCGAAUUGUUCGAUAUUGAGGAGAGACUUACAAUCGAGAAAGAGGAUCCGAUGCAAAUCUGCGCACGUUUGGUACAGGAUGAUUUGGCGAUUAUGAUCGAACGACCAGACGGCCAAUACUACCUCCUCGCCGGCGCCAUCCUCCUCGCUGGCUUCUGGCGCGUAGAAGACAAAUUCGGCAUGUCCUUGUCCGAUAUCCACACCAGUGGCGACGUUCCACAGUACAAAGAGAAGCUUGAAAAGGGCAUGUUGAAUAUGUUCAAGAGAUUGCAGCCUGAGAAGCCGGUGCUGAGGAAUAAUUACUUCAUUCAAGUUGAUGAUAAUUUGGCAUGGAGUGAGAGUCUGGGGAGUGAAGAUUACGAAGGCAUAACUUGGGCAAGCGCGGGAAGAGUUGAGGGGGUGGGGAGGGUGUGGUUCAGGAGUGAACGGCAGAGCUUGAGGAGGCUUCCGAAAUCGGGUGGCAUCGUGUUCACCAUCCGGACGUACUUUCAUCCCAUUACGGAGAUCUGCAAGGAGCCGUAUGUUCCGGGUAGACUUGCAAGCGCGAUACGUAGUUGGGGUCCUGAUGUGAGUCAUUACAAAGGAAAGACGCAGUAUGCGGAUGUGAUAUUGAAGUAUCUCGACGAGAUGCAUGAAAAGCAAGUGGAGGCCGGUUUGGAUCUGGAGAAAGAAGAUGAGGUCAGAGCGUACCCUUACUGA